UCAGCUUCACCAUCCCAACUAGAAGACAACAUUAGCAGCUGCCUUCCUCCUUCCUUUACAAACCAGCAAAGCGAAGCAAUGAUCGUAAACCAAAUAAACCCAAAACCUCUCAUCCAUUGAUCCAUCCUUCAAACCCCCCUUUUCACCAUGUUUCGCACUCUUUCCCUUAAGCGCUCUUUCCAAACCCACCUCAAAACUCUCAUCCAUUGCCCUCAACCACCUCCUCCACUGCCGCUCCCUUUCUCUCCAAUCCGCACGCUCUCAACCGCCUCUUCCUCCGACUCCGAGCUCCGUAAAUACCUCGGCUACACCGCCCUCCUCAUCUUCUGCGGCGCCGCCACUUACUACUCCUUCCCGUUCCCCGACAAAGCCAAGCACAAAAAGGCCCAAAUCUUCCGUUACGCCCCACUCCCGGACGACCUCCACACAGUCUCCAACUGGAGUGGGACCCACGAGGUCCAGACCCGACAUUUCCACCAGCCCGAGAAUCUUCAGCAACUAGAGCAGUUGGUUAAGGAGUCGAACGAUAAGCGGACUAAGGUUCGGCCCGUCGGGUCUGGGUUGUCUCCGAAUGGGAUUGGGUUGGCCCGUGGAGGGAUGGUGAAUUUGGCGUUGAUGGAUAAAGUGGUGGAGGUGGAUAAGGAGAAGAAGAGGGUGAGGGUUCAAGCGGGUAUAAGAGUGCAGCAAUUGGUGGAUGAGAUUAAGGAAUAUGGCUUAACUCUUCAGAAUUUCGCUUCCAUUAGAGAGCAGCAGAUUGGUGGCAUUCUUCAGGUUGGUGCCCAUGGUACUGGAGCAAAAUUGCCUCCCAUUGAUGAACAGGUCAUUAGCAUGAAACUUGUUACUCCUGCCAAGGGAACGAUUGAGCUUUCAAAAGAGGAAGACCCAGAGUUAUUUUAUUUAGCUCGCUGUGGUCUUGGUGGCCUUGGAGUGGUUGCUGAAGUCACCAUUCAAUGUGUUGAAAGACAAGAGCUUGUGGAGCACACAAGUGUCUCAAACAUGAAAGACAUCAAGAAAAACCACAAGAAGAUACUGUCUGAGAAUAAGCAUGUCAAGUACCUCUACAUUCCCUACACUGACACUGUUGUGGUUGUGACGUGCAACCCUGUUUCAAAAUGGAGAGGUCCACCCAAAUUCAAACCCAAAUAUACUAAGGAUGAGGCUAUGCAACAUGUUCGUGAGCUCUACAAGGAAUCUCUUAAGAAGUAUAGGGCUAGAGAAAUUACUUCUACAUCUCCUGAUAGCAAUGAACCCGAUGUAAAUGAGUUUUCAUUCACAGAGUUAAGAGAUAAACUGCUUGCUCUUGAUCCUCUCAACAAAGAUCAUGUAAUGAAGGUUAAUCAUGCUGAGGCUGAAUUCUGGAGAAGGUCUGAGGGAUAUCGAGUUGAAUGGAGUGAUGAAAUCUUGGGCUUUGAUUGUGGGGGGCAACAAUGGGUAUCAGAAAACUGUUUUCCUGCUGGAACUCUUUCCAAGCCUAGCAUGAAGGACCUUGAGUAUAUAGAAGAGCUGAAGCAACUCAUUGAGAAGGAAGAAAUACCUGCUCCUGCUCCUAUAGAGCAGCGCUGGACAGCUUGCAGCCAGAGCCCGAUGAGUCCUGCUUCAAGCUCAGCAGAAGAUGACAUAUUUUCAUGGGUUGGUAUUAUCAUGUACCUUCCUACAAUGGAUGCUCGUCAGAGAAAGGAAAUAACAGAAGAAUUCUUCCACUACAGGCAUCUUACACAGGCACAGUUGUGGGAUAAAUAUGCUGCAUAUGAACAUUGGGCUAAGAUUGAGGUUCCAAAGGAUAAGGAAGAACUUGAAGCUCUGCAAGCUAGGCUCAAAAAUCGUUUUCCAGUGGAGGCAUAUAACAAAGCAAGAAGGGAAUUGGAUCCCAACAGGAUCCUUUCUAAUAACAUGCUGGAGAAGCUGUUUCCAUUAUCAGAUAAUGUUUGAAAAGCACACCCUAUUGGUUAGUUCUUUAUUCAUUGCAAAUCUUAUGAAUUUUAAAAUGGCAUAUGGCCUGUACUUUUGGCCAAUUUAGUGGAAGCAUCUUCAGCAAUAAGCUUGUACACCAAAAUAGAAGGAUAUUAGGACAUUCCAUGUAUUAUUUAGAAUUUUUAUACGAAUUAUAUGUCCUUCCAAGUGUGAGUACUUAUUGAUGCUACCCAACAUUCAAUCAAGUUCAACUGGAUCUGUGGUCAGUAAGUAGAAAAAGUAAUUUUGAGAGUAAUUUCGGAACUGUAUGAUAUUAGUUCUACCUUAUAGGUUAUUCCCUUAAAUAAAGUUCAUAAAUUAAUCUUGUA
Theobroma cacao (cacao) is the source of this 2279-nucleotide messenger RNA. It is a transcript of the gene GLDH, whose product is annotated as L-galactono-1,4-lactone dehydrogenase. Gene Ontology annotation, molecular function: FAD binding; D-arabinono-1,4-lactone oxidase activity; galactonolactone dehydrogenase activity. The record is from RefSeq and is a predicted model, not a curated record. Lineage: Eukaryota; Viridiplantae; Streptophyta; Magnoliopsida; Malvales; Malvaceae. Gene Ontology annotation, cellular component: membrane.